Messenger RNA from Peromyscus californicus insignis, 1691 nucleotides. It is a transcript of the gene Bbs5, whose product is annotated as Bardet-Biedl syndrome 5. The record is from RefSeq and is a predicted model, not a curated record. Gene Ontology annotation, molecular function: phosphatidylinositol-3-phosphate binding. The transcript is spliced from 12 exons. Lineage: Eukaryota; Metazoa; Chordata; Mammalia; Rodentia; Cricetidae. The coding region runs from base 59 to 1381 and encodes 440 amino acids. Gene Ontology annotation, cellular component: ciliary basal body; BBSome. Gene Ontology annotation, biological process: cilium assembly; intracellular transport.
UAAUUUGGUGAAGUUGAGAUUUCUGGAUGGUGUAGAAAAAAACAGCAGGAAGGCUGAAAUGGCCAAAAAUGUGCACGGAGACCAGAGAGGUGGUGGCUCAGAAGUCAAGGACCCUCCCAGACUCCCGCCUCAAACCGAUCCAGUGACGCAAAAGGGCCGGGGAAAGAGCGUGUACUACCAGGUGGAAGCUUGGGCCUCGGCGCCCGCCGUAGAGAGCGUGACGAGGCGGGCGCGUUGCCUUGGAGCCCGCAAGACGCCGCAGGACAGCCACAGUGGACCGCGUCGGCGGGCCGCCUCAGGCGCCAUGUCUGUGCUGGACGUGUUGUGGGAAGACCGCGACGUGCGCUUCGACGUGUCCUCGCAUCAUGCAGUCUCUGCUCUUUUCCUUUUAUUAUCCAAGACUCCACUUCUGGAUCUCGCUGACUCCCAAGUGGCCCUGGUCAACUUGGGGCUCGCUGACCGGUCAGCCUUGUCUGGAAGAUUGGCAGCAUAUAGAGGUAGACUCUUAGUAACAAACUUAAGAAUCAUCUGGCAUUCCUUGGCAUUACCCAGAGUCAAUCUUUCUAUUGGUUACAACUGCAUAUUGAGUAUUACAACAAGAACUGCAAACUCCAAACUACGAGGCCAAACUGAAGCUCUUUAUAUAUUAACAAAAUGCAACACCACCCGGUUUGAGUUUAUUUUCACAAAUCUGGUUCCUGGGAGCCCCAGACUUUUCACUUCUGUGAUCGCAGUACACAGAGCAUAUGAAACUUCUAAAAUGUACCGUGAUUUUAAACUGAGAAGUGCAGUCAUUCAAAACAAGCAACUGAGGUUAUUACCACAAGAGCAUGUGUAUGAUAAGAUCAAUGGUGUAUGGAAUUUAUCCAGCGACCAGGGAAAUUUAGGAACGUUUUUUAUUACCAAUGUGAGAAUUGUGUGGCAUGCGAAUAUGAAUGACAGUUUUAAUGUCAGCAUACCGUAUCUGCAAAUCCGUUCAAUAAAGAUCAGAGAUUCAAAAUUUGGUUUGGCUCUUGUCAUAGAAAGCUCUCAACAGAGUGGAGGAUAUGUUCUUGGCUUUAAAAUAGACCCUGUGGAAAAACUACAGGAAUCAGUUAAGGAGAUCAACUCACUUCACAAAGUCUAUUCUGCCAGCCCGAUAUUUGGAGUGAAUUAUGAAAUGGAAGAAAAGCCACAACCCCUUGAAGCUCUGACGGUUGAACAGGUUCCAGAUGAUGUGGAAAUAGACUCUGAUGAUCACACGGAUGCUUUUGUGGCUUAUUUUGCUGAUGGGAAUAAGCAACAAGACCGAGAACCUGUGUUUUCAGAAGAGCUGGGGCUUGCAAUAGAGAAACUGAAGGAUGGCUUCACACUCCAGGGACUUUGGGAAGUAAUGAGUUGAGCCGGAGUUGAGCUGGAGUUCUAUUUAAAUAUAUCUCAAGAUUAAGACACCACUUGCCUACUCUAGGCAUGGAAUAGUUUUUACAUUAUAGCUUUUAUAUUUUAUAUUUUAAGAAAAGCUUUCAAUAACUAAGGAAAAAUUUCUUAAUUUUAGAAAACUGGCAGUUUUCUAAAAAUUAUAUUCAAAAUUGUAACUGAAAUGUACCUGGUUUGUAAAUGUUUAUAUUGUACCUAAUACUUGUAAAAUAGCACUUUACAGAUAUUAAGUGACUAUAUCAUGUUGGAUUUAAUAAAGAUUUUAUUCAGCACCA